AUUUUCAGAUUACUACAGUCGUAGCGCAUCCUUGAAACGCAAGUAUCCCGUCGAGCUGCCAAAAAUUUCCUUUGAAACGUUGUCGAUUUUUUAAACGAGAAACCCCGUUCGUAUCCCUCAGGGAAACGGCGCGACAAGAAAUACGUGUGCGAAGCUCUUUCGUUCGGAAUCGACACGGGCUACCUGGUGCCCUCGAACUCCGACGGUCAGGUGCUCCGCGUUUCGUCGGCCCUUCGAAGUUUCGUAGAGCAAAAAGACGCCGUUAGCGACGGUGAGCGGGGAAUGAGACAAAAACUUCGAAGGGGGAGCAGAACUUGCACGAGCGAGGAACGGAAGCUCCUCCGUCGCCGAGGAGAUUUAAGCGCUCGAAAGAGAACGAGAUCUCCGUCAUCCGCACCUAGCAGCGCCUCGUCGGCCCAACGUUCGCCCAAUAAGUCGAGGACAAAGAAGCCGAAAUAUGGAAAGAGGAUAAGAAAGCACAAGUCGAGGAACGAACCGAAGAAGAAGCUGAGGAAACGCGGGCGACCGAGGACUCGCUUCAGCUCGGCGAAAAUCAAGCCGGAAACAACCCGCGCUUGUGUCGAUUCGGAAAAGCAAGAUGAAACCGAUAGGGUGGCUCGAGAUCCGAAGGGGGGACCGUCGACGCCUUUGGGAUCGGAGAGGGAUACCUCGAAGUCGAUUGAAAAUGAAAAACUCUCCGAUCCCUCGAUCGACGAGAGCAACGGCUCCGAAGAAAUUUCAGGGGCUAGAGAAAAUUAGGUCGUGAAGGAGGAGGGUCGGCAAUGUGAUGUGGAUAGAGAUAAUCAGUCGUGUGCUCG
Athalia rosae (coleseed sawfly) is the source of this 818-nucleotide messenger RNA. Its product is annotated as serine/Arginine-related protein 53-like. The transcript has 2 exons. The record is from RefSeq and is a predicted model, not a curated record. Lineage: Eukaryota; Metazoa; Arthropoda; Insecta; Hymenoptera; Athaliidae. The coding region runs from base 283 to 759 and encodes 158 amino acids.